AGCAGUGCCAUUCAUUCAUCAAUUCUUACAUCUCAAAUUUAAAAAAGGAAAAGGAAGAGGAAGAACAAGUAGGAGGAGGAAACCCAAACCUCAGCCGCAUUUCAUCAAACACCUUGCGUUCGUAAACAUGAAGGCGGGCGCCAAGUUCAUCGUUCUCCACCACAAGCCCGCCGGUGGAGCGCCGCCGCCUAGCCCUUCCCUCCGCGCGUGGCUAUUGAUCUUCGUCCUCUUCUUCGUCUUCACUUUCGCCUUCACCCUCUUCACCGCCAGGGACGCCGCCAGGCCACCCGCCGUCGCGAAUUCCAAUUCCCAGCUCCCGAAGCCCGUCUUCGACGCCCUCGUCCACUACGCCGCCCUGAACGCCUCAUCCGCCUCCCGCAUGACCGCCGAGGAACUGAGCGCCGUCGCCGCCGUCCUCCGCCGCUGCGCCCCCCCGUGCAACCUCCUCGUCUUCGGGAUCACACACGAAACCCUACUGUGGAGCUCUCUCAACCGCAACGGGCGCACCGUCUUCGUAGGCGACAGCGCUUACAUGAUCUCGAAAUUGGAGGAGAGGCAUCCGUCGAUCGAGGCGUACGACGUCCAAUUCACGACGAAAUUGAGCGAAUUGUACGAUCUGAUGGAGUACUGCAAAGGGGAAAUUAGGGGGGAGUGCAGGCCGGUGCAGAAUCUGCUAUUCUCGGACUGCAAAUUGGCGGUGAACGACAUGCCUAACGACCUAUACGACGUCGCUUGGGACGUGAUAGUGGUGGACGGGCCGAGGGGGUGCUUCGGGGCGGCGCCGGGGAGGAUGUCGGUGAUUUUCACGGCGGGGGUGCUGGCGCGGAGCAAGAGGGGCGGGGCGGCGGAGACGCACGUGUUCGUCCACGAAUUUGAUGGGGAAGCAGAGAGGGUUUGCAGCGAGGAAUUCCUGUGUGUGGAGAAUUUGGUGGAAACCAAAGGUAUUUUGGGGCAUUUCGUCAUCGGAAAAAUGGAUGAUAAUAGUAAUGGCUUUGGAUUUUGCUCCGUUUCUGCUUCUUCCACUUUUCCUCGCAAUUCGAUUUGAUCUUUUUUUUAUUUUAUUUUACUUUACAUUGGAAUGUAACUUUUGAGUUUAAUAUAGGAGUAUUUAUAUAGUACUAGGGUUUUCAAAUGCUUAAUUGAAUUUGGAAAUGAAAUAUUAAAGUACCACAUUAAUACUUA
Molecule: messenger RNA, 1182 nt
Organism: Salvia hispanica
Lineage: Eukaryota; Viridiplantae; Streptophyta; Magnoliopsida; Lamiales; Lamiaceae
Source: RefSeq, a predicted model, not a curated record